CUGCCUACUCCGCUCUCUCUCUCUCUCUCUCUCUCGUUUACCCACUCACGUUUCCUCCGUUCUCUCUCACUACCGGCAACAUAAACGUUACUCUCUCUUAUAAACCCACCGGAAAAAAUUUCAGGAAGAAGGCCUUUCACGCUUUGCUCAGAUCAACGAGUAUAUGUCUCGAUUUCAAUUUCUUACGAAAUUAUCUUGCUCUUUUAGGAGAGAUAGGAACUGGGGAAAUUUCGAUUUUAAUCGUUCUUUCAUCCAUUCAAUCGAUUUCGAGAUCUAGAUUAGCAUUUGGAAGUUAGGUUCGGUGAGGCUGUGGUUGGUUUGCCCGAUGGAUAUGAUAUUUUGGCUCGGCCAAUUGCUAUUUAUGUCCGUGGGCUUCAUGCUCUUGGUGCUGUAGUUGAAGUGAGGUUUACAUGAACGAGGCACUAUAUCAAUUUUGUUCGAAGGUAGCUAAGCUUCACAGUGAAUUCUAGCUUUGGAGAUAAAUUUGUAGGUUAGGAAUCUUUUGCUUUGUCAAACUUCGAAAAAUAUGGUAGUUCAUUCUCUUGACAAAAGUGCAUCUGGAGAGGAUAGCGACAACAUUGAUUGGAAUACUGAUGACGAGCUAGAAAUUCAAGGAGAUACAGCAUUUUCUUCUUCAUCUACUUUAACAACCCGUGGUACAGAAGCUUUUGCUGGUAGUGGAGAGGCAAGCUCAUCAUCAGGCGUUCCAAAUUCCAAGUUGGUCAACCAUUUUGUUGGGAUGGGAUUUCCAGAAAAACAGGUUUUGAAGGCAAUAGAGGAAAAUGGAGAAGAAGAUACAGACUCAAUCUUGAACACCCUACUGACAUAUUCAACACUUGAAGAUUCUCCUCCAAAACAGUUGUGUGUCAAUUCUGAUCCGAUCUCUUCAGACUAUGAGGAGAACCUUCCCGAUGAUCUCUCUGAUUUGGAUGGUUGGUCUGAAAAUGAAACAGAGGACAAUACUUCUUCUCUAUCUGAGGAACACAAAAAUUUGCUGUCCUUGGAAAGCACAGGAUCUUUGUCCGAGAAGGAGAAAAUGUUGCUGUCGUUAGCUAAUAUGGGAUAUACUGUGGAAGAGUCUUCAAUAGCAAUGGAAAGAUGCGGUCCAGAAGCCUCAAUUGCCGAGUUAACUGAUUUUAUUUGUGCUGCUCAAUUAUCAAGGGAGGCAGACAUUUAUCUGCCGGAUGAUGACCUCAAGCCAAGAUAUAAUGGAGUAAGCAAGAUCAAGAAGAGAAAGUUCUUUGAGAUUUGUAAAAAGAAAAAUGAUCCAGAGACUGAGACAAUACGCCUGCCUAACCCAAUGAUAGGAUUUGGUGUACCGUCGAUGCAGCCUGAGAAUAUUAAUCGAUCUCUUCCUGAUUCAGCAAUUGGUCCUCCUUUCUUCUAUUAUGAAAAUGUGGCUCUAGCUCCAAAGGGAGUCUGGGACACUAUUUCUAGGUUUUUAAAUGACAUUGAACCAGAGUUCGUUGAUUCAAAGUAUUUUUGUGCUACGGCGAGAAAAAGAGGCUAUGUUCAUAAUUUACCUGUUCAAAAUAGAUUCCCUCUUGUUCCUCUUCCCCCGCUCACCAUCCAACAAGCAUUUCCAUUAUCGAAACGGUGGUGGCCCCAGUGGGAUAUGCGAGAAAAACUUAACUGCAUACAAACUGCCAUUGGGAGUGCAAAGCUAACUGAGAGGAUUCGCAAUGCUCUUGAGAGAUUUGAUGGUGAUCCGCCUACUUCUGUGCAAAAGUUUAUUCUUGACGAAUGCCGCAAAUGGAAUUUGGUUUGGGUAGGGAGGAACAAGGUUGCCCCUCUAGAGCCUGAUGAAGUGGAAAUGUUACUGGGAUUCCCGAAGAACCAUACAAGGGGAGGUGGGAUAAGUAGGACUGACAGAUAUAAAUCCCUCGGUAACUCCUUUCAGGUUGAUACCGUGGCAUACCAUCUCUCGGUCCUAAAGGACAUGUUCCCAAGCGGAAUAAACCUGUUAUCACUUUUUUCUGGAAUUGGCGGUGCAGAAGUUGCCCUUCAUCGACUAGGAAUUAAACUGAAAAAUGUCGUUUCAGUCGAGAAGUCCAAAGUGAAUAGAGAUAUAGUGAGGAGUUGGUGGGAGCAGACAAACCAAACUGGAAAUUUAAUCGACUUUGAAGAUGUCCAGGCAUUGGACGGAGACAGACUCGAGGAAGUCAUAAGUUACGUUGGUGGGUUUGAUCUCAUCAUCGGUGGAAGUCCGUGCAACAAUCUCGCAGGGAGCAAUAGGGUAAGCAGGGAUGGCCUUGAAGGUAAAGAUUCGUCGCUCUUCUACGACUAUUUUCGUAUCUUAGACUUGGUCAAGUCUAUUAUGAGUAGGUCAUCGUAACUUGGUUUGAAGUGCUAAUUUUCCUGAUACUUGUGGAUUCAAAUGACUUGUUUGUCUACCUGUUAAUAAUUCAAAUUCCGCAAUGGAUUUUAGUUUAUUUUUCUAUGAAGUUCGUGUUAUU
Molecule: messenger RNA, 2456 nt
Organism: Olea europaea var. sylvestris
Lineage: Eukaryota; Viridiplantae; Streptophyta; Magnoliopsida; Lamiales; Oleaceae
Product: DNA (cytosine-5)-methyltransferase DRM2-like
Exons: 12
Coding region: 527-2335 (602 amino acids)
Cellular component (GO): nucleus
Molecular function (GO): protein binding; DNA (cytosine-5-)-methyltransferase activity
Source: RefSeq, a predicted model, not a curated record